Zophobas morio is the source of this 414-nucleotide messenger RNA. RefSeq lists its product as uncharacterized. The record is from RefSeq and is a predicted model, not a curated record. The transcript has a single exon. The annotation marks the transcript as partial. Lineage: Eukaryota; Metazoa; Arthropoda; Insecta; Coleoptera; Tenebrionidae.
AUGCAACAAACACUAUCGAAAGAUCCCAAAAAGUUUUGGACUUUUGUUAAAGAACGUAAAGGUCAAACUUCUGUUCCUGGUACUGUGAAUUUGGCAGACACUACAUUUGAUAAACCUAUGGAUAUUGCCAAUGCUUUUGCUACUUAUUUCAGUUCUGUUUACACGUCAAAAUCUAACCAGUCCAUAGACGGUAAUGACUCACAUAGCAUAAAUCAGUUAAUGAAUAUCAGUGUGAAUGAAGAAGAAAUUAUCAAAUCGAUAAAAAGACUAAAGAACAACCAGGUGGCGGGGAGUGAUAAAAUACCAUCAUUCCUAGUUAAGGACUGUGCCGGAGUAUUUGUUAAACCUCUACUUUACAUUUUCCAAUUGUCAAUUAAGACGUCAACGUAUCCUGAGAUAUGGAAAAACAGCAAA